AUGGCCAACGGCGGCGCCGGCGCGAAUACACCUGCACCCGCAGCAUUACCGCAUCCCAUCUUCAUCGCGCAAUAUGCUAUCGUUGGGCACCCCCGCCGGACCGAACAUUGGUCGAUCAUGGCCCUCCUCUCCGCGAAAAAAGCACGCAUCUUCGAACUUACUGGCAACUACGACACCUUCGCCUACGUCAAUUACGAGACGAUCCUUGCAACCGAUCCCCGUCAGCACGACGCCCGUGGAGGUUUUCUGUUGUGCCAGAUCUCCGACGAGAAGCUUGAAUGGUUCGCGAAUGCGUUGAAGGCGAUCGAGGUCGUCCGGGGUACGCCUGAUUACGAUUGUCAAACUUGGGCCAUGCAAGCCGUCAGACUGUUGCAGGACGGAGGGUUGGUGCCACGUGUGGUCACUGAAAGGCAGAUUCGGGAGGAAAUGGAAGUCGAAAAGGAGCGCUGGGAGGUUGCGGACGAUAUCCUGCUCGAAAGACUCAUCGCCGAAAGGUCCUGA
Messenger RNA from Cyclocybe aegerita, 501 nucleotides. The record is from the annotation of a GenBank genome assembly. Lineage: Eukaryota; Fungi; Basidiomycota; Agaricomycetes; Agaricales; Hemipholiotaceae.